Thelazia callipaeda (thelaziosis nematode) is the source of this 270-nucleotide messenger RNA. The record is from the annotation of a GenBank genome assembly. NCBI's taxonomy places the organism in Eukaryota, Metazoa, Nematoda, Chromadorea, Rhabditida, Thelaziidae.
UUGCGGGGGGGAGGCAAGAAAAGAAAGAAGAAGGUGUAUACUACGCCGAAGAAAAAUAAGCAUAAGAAGAAGAAGGUCAAACUUGCUGUACUCAGGUUUUAUAAGGUUGAUGAAAAUGGUAAGAUCACUCGCUUACGCAAAGAAUGUGCAUCAUCGUCAUGUGGUGGAGGUGUCUUUAUGGCUAGUCACCAGGAUCGUUAUUAUUGUGGCAAAUGCCAUCAGACUUUAGUGAUGCAAGACCCGAAAGAAAAAUCUAUCCGGGGCAAAUAA